AUGGAGAUUUCAAGUAUGUCAAAUCCAAGUCAAGAACUUUCAGAUCCAACUUCAGAAUUACUAUCAUGGCAAGAGAUUUUAAAUUCAAUCUUAAAAGCAAUACAAAAUCAAGAAUCAUUAAGCCCAACCCCCAAGGGAUUAAUUUCAA
Dentiscutata erythropus is the source of this 148-nucleotide messenger RNA. The record is from the annotation of a GenBank genome assembly. Lineage: Eukaryota; Fungi; Glomeromycota; Glomeromycetes; Diversisporales; Gigasporaceae.